This is a messenger RNA of Cicer arietinum (chickpea), 1831 nucleotides long. Its product is annotated as lysM domain receptor-like kinase 3. Lineage: Eukaryota; Viridiplantae; Streptophyta; Magnoliopsida; Fabales; Fabaceae. Gene Ontology annotation, molecular function: ATP binding; protein kinase activity. Gene Ontology annotation, biological process: protein phosphorylation. The record is from RefSeq and is a predicted model, not a curated record.
UAACCAAAUAUAUUCACAAAUUCAUCACAUCUGCAAUUAUAUUAAAAAAAAAAGGUGGUAACCGAGGCAGGGUUGUGGUGGUUGAAGUAGCGUCCACUAUGAAUCACAGCUGCAAUUGAAUACGACAGCCGCAAUUCAUUUCAGUUCCGUCACCAUCGUUGAAUCUUCAAACCUCCACUCACACGCCGCAAUCCCUAUCCUCACAUAUAGUAAUAAAAACUCCUUCAAUCUCCACCAUUUCACUUUCCUAUGUGCAAAACAAAAAUGGCCAUUAACGCCACAAACCCAAACUCAACUCCACGCACCACCCAAACACCCACAAGAACAACAUCAUCAUCGUCAUCAUCGAAACCCACACGUGCAAUCUCCCUCUCCAACAAAACCAAAACCCCUUCAUUAUCUGACAACCCUUCCACCUCCUACGCCACCACCACCGGCUCUACCGGUUUCCAACUCUCCACCGACACUUCUACCUCAAGUCCCACAUCACUCACCUCUCUCCGCGGCACCCUCCCAGAUAACCCGAACAUCUACGAUUUCUCCGAAAUCCGUUCCGCCACUAACAACUUCCUCUCCAAACGCUACUCUUCCUCAACCCCUUGCUGGCGUUGCACCCUACGCAACGCUGACGUCAUCGUUUUCCAACGCAAAUCCCGAACCAAACUCCAAACCUCUCAGCUUCGUGAACUUCUCUCCGUCGUUUGCCGUAGCCACCACGUCAGCUUCAUCAAACUCCUUGGCAUUUCAAUCUCCGGCGAAUAUAUAUACCUCGUUUACGAAUUCGUCAACGGAGCUAACCUCUCCGAUUGUUUACGAAACUCUAGGAACGUUCACUUCACCGUUCUUUCUACGUGGAUUUCGAGAAUGCAAGUUGCUACCGAUCUCGCUCACGGACUCGAUUACAUUCAUAAUAAAACCGGUUUGAAUAUCAAUUUCGUUCACAAUCAUAUUAAGAGUAGCGCUAUUAUUGUUACGGAACCUGAUUUCAACGCUAGGGUUUGCCAUUUCGGCGCGGCGCAGCUUUGCGGUGAAGCCGUUGAAGAAAACGAAAUUGAUACAAAAAAAGUGGGGGAAAUCACGGAGGAACCUAGAUCCAAGGAAUUGAGAAGCUCUAUUGUGCAAUUCGAAGGUGUACGGGGGUAUAUGUCGCCGGAAUUUCAGGCUACCGGCGUGGCGACGCAGAAGUCCGAUGUGUAUGCCUUUGGAGUGGUGAUUUUGGAGCUUUUGACCGGAGAGGAACCGUUGAAGUUUAAAUUCGACGAGAAGAGCCGUGAUUUUGUGAGGAUUUCGGUUAUUGCGACGGCGAGAGCGGUCGUGGAAGGCGGAGAUGGUGGCGUGGAAGGGAAGCUAAGGAGGUGGGUGGAUAGGAGAUUGAAAGAUUCGUUUCCCGUUGAUGUUGCAGAAAAGUUGACACGUGUAGCAUUGGAUUGCGUACACGUGGAUCCAGAUAUGAGGCCUAACAUGGGGCGCGUUGCGGGGAAAAUCUCCACGCUUUAUUUGCAGUCAAAGAAAUGGUCUGAUAACAUGAAAUUGCCUGAUAUGUCCUUUUCACUGGCUCCUCGUUGAGUUCUUCUAACUUCAUAGGGCACUUUUUUUUUUAAUUAACUGGUUUUCUAAAAGAUUAAUUAAAUUGAAAGAAGUAAGAAUAGGUCGUUAUGAUUUAUGAUAUGAUGAUGAUAAGAGAAGAAAUGUGGAAGGAUUGAUGGUGUUUUUCGUUUUCUUUUAAUUGGUUUUUUGAAUUCAAAAUUGGCCUUGGAUGAUUCUUUGAUCGUGAUAGGAGUUGGGGAAGAUGUAUAUAUUUAAUUUAAUUAACGGCGUGAGUUUUUUUUAA